Messenger RNA from Trypanosoma cruzi, 148 nucleotides. Its product is annotated as protein kinase, putative. The transcript has a single exon. NCBI's taxonomy places the organism in Eukaryota, Euglenozoa, Kinetoplastea, Trypanosomatida, Trypanosomatidae. The record is from RefSeq and is a predicted model, not a curated record. The annotation marks the transcript as partial.
AUGGAGAGGCUGCGUGAGCGGUGCAUACUGGGGCGAGAGGUGGUGAUCUCCAAGCUGCUUGGAGCUGGGGCGAACGGCCGCGUGUACCUUGCCGCUCCUGUGAGCCAGUCGAAUGAGUCGAAUCAGUUCUCGUACCCGCCUCACUUUG